Molecule: messenger RNA, 7497 nt
Organism: Lethenteron reissneri (Far Eastern brook lamprey)
Lineage: Eukaryota; Metazoa; Chordata; Hyperoartia; Petromyzontiformes; Petromyzontidae
Molecular function (GO): GTP binding
Source: RefSeq, a predicted model, not a curated record
CUCUACGCCACACCGCGUGCGCUCCUGCUUGGUGGUGACACCUCGGCAGGAGAGCAGCAUGGCACCAGCCUCAGCUAAUCACCACGGAGCCUCGUUCCGCUGAAUUAAAUUCUGCUGGGUUCGAGUUGCUGGGAGAAGAACGCCAUGGCUAGCGCGGUGCGUCAAGACGCGGACUGUCCCAUUUGCAUGGACAAAUUCAACUGCCCUGCCACCCUACACUGCGGCCAAUCUCUCUGUCUCCAAUGCCUGAUAGACGAAUCGGGAAAGGUAGAGAAAUUCACCUGCCCGCGGUGCCGUGCCGUAUUUUCAUCACGAUCUCUGCCCAAGGGUAGACUUGCCGUCGACAUCGUGGAGCAGCUCAUAUCACAACACGGGAUGGGUAAACUGUGCGAAUUGUGCCACGAAAAAAAGGCAGCCGGGGGGACGUUCUGCCUGCGAUGCGAGAUGUUCAUCUGCGAGUCGCAUGUCGAGAGCCACAUGAAGAAUGAAAGGUUUACAGCUCAUGUGCUCGUGGCGCCUGGUACGCUUCGCGAUGGCCAAGCUGGUGUCAAUCAGAAUGUCAGCGAAGGUGCAUAUCACAACAAGUCAGGUACAGAAAACUCAGUAAUAGUGCAUAAAGAUUUUCACUUAGUGUACGGAAAGUCACUGCCAUUGAUAACACCAUCCGAUUACGUGAAAGUCAUUGCAAUCGUUGAGAAACCUAAUGUUCAAAUGAGUCAAACGUCGGCCAUUGUGAACAUGCUUCUUCCAUAUAUCAUGCAAGUCGUAAAGAUGUGGGGAGUCAGUAUUCUGCAUGCUGCAAUUAUCAGUGAGCUAGCCCAAGAAGAUAUGGAAACAUGCCACAGUAGCCAGUUCUGCAAAAGUCCUACUUUUGCAAAAACAUCGAGCAAGGCAGCUGCUUCUUCCCUUGCAGCACAGACACGGGCGUUGAAUGAAGUUCCAUUGUCUACUUGUCUGGUUGCUCUACUCAGUUCUGCUGAUUGCACUGUAGUACAAGAUCUCAUUCAGAUCCUGAGCAAAUUCCCAGUAGCGUUGCCACUGGUGAUGCCCAACCUGGAGAAGAAAGGCGAAUACAAAGUGAUGCUCCCCCUGAUCACUGGCAACACCGUAAAGUGGGAGGUUCAAUCAGGUGUCAUAAUUGAGAACGACAUCUUCACCAAUCCUUUCAUACUGAUUGUAGCUGUUCGUCUUGGCAAUAGCACGUGCGGGAAAAGCACGAUCCUCAACCAGCUCAUGGCCGUGGAGAACAUGUUCUCAUCGUGUGGAGAACCUGGAGCUCGACGUGGACGCCCUUUGACGCUGAACGGAACUGUCGAGUUCACGUGGCUCACUGAGGAGACCUGCGGGGCUGGGCUGUGGAAGUCCGUCCUGCAGCAGUUUUAUGCACGUGGAGGGAACGAGGUUGUGCUGUUGGCCAAUCUUCACGGAGAUGCCUCUGAAUACCCUGAAGUUAUCCAGUUCUUCAAGAAUGUAGCAUCAACCUACGUGGUGUUUAUGAUGCCAGAAAAGGGGGAACUUCUCAAAGAGAAAUGGAAUACAUUUGUCCAACUCUCUGGUUCACAAGAGAACAUCCAUUAUCUAAUGGUGGAUCCUGAUGAAGACUGCAAUGAAGCAGAAGAGAUUGUUAUUCAAACGACGAGGCUCACAAAUGAUGACACGUUGAAAAAAGUACGAGCUAUGUUUAAAAGGGCCUUAAACUCCGCUGCAACCAAAAUUAAACGUUCACUUAAGCCAGAUAUGUCCAAUUUUGGCAACACACUACAAUUAACAGAGGGGAUAAGCUGCUAUCAAUCACAACGUGUGAUAGAUUUCAUCACUGAGAACACUUGCCAAGGGACAAGAAAUAUCAUGCAAUUUCAGAUGAAGAUAUCAGGAGAACGAAAUGCUCACGAUUUAUGGAAUGGCAACAGAGUUCUGCAAACGCUGAUACACUUUUAUUGUGAAGUUAUGAGGCUCCCUCUAUCAGAACGACUAAAAGCGAUGGCUCAUCUCGAGCAAAGUAUUGCACAGCUCUCGAAUUCUGAGUCCUCAAAACUGAGACAAACCGUCAUAGCAGAGAGAGAAGAGCUUCAACGUCAAACACUCUUGAAUGGCCAAAACAAGUUGACGAUUAAUGAAAUGAAAGAAAACAUCAAUACAAACAUGAAGAUGUUGGAUCGAAUGUCUCUUGGUCCAGAGCAUUUUUUUCGUGAGUUGGGUCACAUAUACGAAUUGACAAACGAGGGCCAAAGAGAGAGUGGAGCUCUUUUGGAAUGUCCUACUUCAUACGCCGAGCUGCUAAUGAGUGGCCACGCCAUUGAGCUGCUAAACGGCGACACUGGAGAAAUGCCGGGUGCUUGGCUGACGGCGAUUUGCAACCACGUCACAAAAGCAUUCCCAAAUUUGCGCAUAUUUGUUCUUUCAAUACUAGGAUUGCAGUCUUCUGGAAAGUCCACACUCCUGAAUGCCCUCUUUGCCUGCAAGUUCGCAGUGUCCGUUGGUCGCUGCACUCGCGGUCUCUUUAUGCGGCUGCUGUUCCUGGAGGAGAAACUCAGUGAAAAACUGAACGCUGAUGCAAUCCUGCUCAUUGACACGGAGGGGCUUGGAGCGCCAGAAAAAAUGAAUGAUGAUGAUGCAGAACAAAAGGACCGAAUGCUGGCAACAUUUGCAAUGAGCGUGAGCAACCUGACUAUCAUAAAUAUCCUCGGGGAGUACAUGAGGGAUCUGACUGAGAUCCUACAAAUUGCAAUUGUGGCGAUGGCACGGCUGGAAAAGGCUAAAAUGUCUCCAGACAUUCUCAUGGUUCAGCAUCUGACAGAGAGAAACACAUCAAAGACCUCUUCUGGACAGGAACAAUUCUGCAAAGCUCUGGAAAACGCACUGGAGCUCACCAAAGAAAAAGACGUUGACAUGGGAAUAUUAGAUGUGAGUUGCUUGACAAACUUAGCUGACAGAAUCCAGAAAGGAGAGCUUCUGAAACAGUUCCGUCCCUUUAAGAAUGGGGCAAGUGCCGGUGCCCCACCGUCAGAUCAGUACCACAAUGACGUGGUGGAUCUUUAUGAAACCGUUCUAAACGCAUGUCAAAAGUCAGAAAAUAAGAUGCCGUUCUCGGAUUGGCAUUCACUUAUACAGAGCUAUUGGAGUUGCGUCUCAAAUGAAAAUGUUAUUGUUCGAUUUAAAAACAUCAAGGAAAUUUACGAGUUUAUAGAUCGUGGACAGCGAAUUGCCAGCUUAAAGGAAACAAUAGAUGGAGCAUUUUCUGUACACGUGGAAGCUAUGAAACAUCAAAUACGAUGUGAAGUGACACUUUGGACACCAGAAGAGCAACGUGAAAAGCAUAGAUUGCUUUUAAACAACUUUGAGAAUGAAUUUAAAACAAUGCCAAUGAAUUGUGAAAAUGACGCUUAUAAUAAUUUGGGAUGCGACAGAUGUACAGAAGUCAUAAAACAGACCAUCAGUUUAUAUGAGUAUGCUACAGAAAAACAGUGUGAACAUGAAACGAUGAAUACAAUUGAUGCAUACACCAAGCAUGUCCGCCAGUCUGCACUUACGACUCUAACACAAAUACUAGAUGCCACAAUUGUGCGGCAUGGCUGCUCCGUGGAGUUUUUGGAGGAGAUUACACGCAGCCUGAAAGCUGCAUUAAGUCAAAGGCCAGCUGGUCAAUUCACUGUGCCUGAACGCGAACAACGAGUUGAAGAAAUAUGGGCAUCUCUUGUAGAAAUCGCAAAGUCAAAGGAAAGUGAUAUCCAUGAUUGUGAUAAAAUAAAAAUUGAAAUGGCUGACGUGUAUAGCACUGCACCAAAUGUCUUGAGUCGAUAUUAUGAUGAACCGCCGAUAUGUUAUUUGGGCCAAAGAGAGGCGUUUGAAAUGUCACGUUUUAGAAGAUUUUGGGCAAAGCGAACAAUAAUGAAUGACAAUGAGCUCUCCUGGCUCGAAAAUGAGCUUGAUAAAAUCCCCAUGUCAAUUCUUCGUGCCAGACAAGCAGACCACUUUGAACAUGGCAUGAUUCGUCGACUGAAAUUUAACAUAGAAGAUAUUCUAAACCUAUUUCAAAAGGUUUUUUAUAAGAAACUUCUCACCGAGCUCAAAUGGGAUGCUCACGUCUACACUCUUCAGAAAUUUGGCCACCUCAUGUCCAUGUGCCAGGAGGAAUGGGAAAAAAAGCACAAUCCGACUUCAAUAUUGAAACAAAGAGAGGAGGAAUUCCGAUCACUCAUAGAUCUUCGCCUACAGCACGGCUUCUCGUCUGCUUCUGAAGGACGUAUAAUUUCCAAAUAUCUUCUAGAAGCAAUAAAACAGAAAUCAAUUAAAGCUGGGAGUACCGAGAAAGUUCAAGCUGUGCUCGACCUCCAGUGGACAACCAAUAGUGAGAAGGUGCGGCUUCAGUACUUUGAGCAUUUAGCUUCCCAGGUGAAUAACGGUGAAAAAGCAGAGGCACUUCAACAUUUUAGUUGUCCAAAGCAAGCAAUAAACAGGUGGUUUACUCAGACAAUUAAUCAUCAUGCUCGUAGUAAGGAGACGACACAAUGCAAGGAAACAUUUAAAAGUGAGUUCCAGCGCGUUCUUCAGAAAGUCGUAAGUUGUACAGAUGUUAGUGAAAUUAUCCCUUUCACCCAACUUUACUUGACAGAUGUAGAGAAUGUAGAAUACAAAAGUUAUUUUGACAACCAAGAAAUAGCCAAGGGGGACUUGAAAGUCUUAAAAGACAGCAUCCUACAUAGGCUUAAUGAAUCAGAGUCAACAGUGGACUGCACACAGUUGAUGUUCACAGAUCCAUCGAUGGAUGAGACAGUGAUGCGACGUCUAGGUUGCACGGAGAAGUGCUUUUGGUGUGGAGCUCUCUGCUGGGGAUCUCGUGGACACGAUAACAACGUGGACGAAACAAGAAAACAUCAUACCUGUCACCAACCAGGUGGCCUUGGUUAUACAAAUUAUAAAAACACUGCUAAUUUAGUAGCAGAGCCUUGCCAUCUAACGUCAGAUGAUACAACAGUCACUUGGGGAAAUAAUGAAAUGAAGUGGUCUGCUGCGAAGCAAACAGAGUUCAGUCAUUGGAAAUUCGAUGCCCAUUGCAAUAAUAAAUUUGAUGAGCUCAUGCGUUGGUUCUUUCAAGAAUUGCACAAAGAUAUUGCUGAGUCUAGAGCGUUGCUCCCAGCAUUACAAGACGAGUUGAAGAUGUACAAAUGUCAAAACCUUCAUCUUGCACCCAUACUAUCGACCAUUCGAGAGUUGAUCAAAUAGUACACGGGGCCUUAAAAUGGGGAUGGUGAACCAAACGAAAACAUGCAUUACAUCCUCAUUGGAUGAUUACGACAUUGUCCAAUCAUCAUCUUAAGAAUUGUGGAUGAAGGCCUCCCAAAGUCAUCAUCUGACAAGAUCAAUCUUUUUUAUUUUCAUCUCCAACCCAAUUUUUUUCACCUUCAUAGAAAUUUUAAUUUUCAAUCCCUUUUUCGCUGCCCCAUGCUACCACUGAACCGUUGCCGGACCUCACUUCCACAUCCCGGCUCCUCCAUGCUGACGAAUCCUGUCUAUACCCUGGUGUUCGUGUAACGCUGUUCUUUUCCCUUCCACAUUGUUGAGAAUUUGAGUGUGACGAUGGCACUUUGAGUGACAGAUUCGUGCCAGAACGGUGCCACGUGUGUUUUUGCGCCAAAUUUAUUGAGGUACAUUUCACCGAUCGCGCCCACCUGUGGCUCGACUAUUCAUGGUAGACCACUCAGAUUCCUAUUCGCAUCGUUACUGCACUGCUCGCGAUGAUGCUGCUGCCGCAGAAGAACACACGCGCCAUCUUGUCUCCAUCUCAUCUUCCAAGCGGCCCAUCGUGGGUCCCAGGCCAUGCGGUGAUCCCAGCCUCCAGUGAGGAGGCAGCGAAAUUCAGGCACCUGCGAUUUGUCUCCCUGUAGUGUACACAACUGUACACGGAUACUAUAUGUACAAUACCACGUGUAGAAUACUGUACAAUAAUGUACACGUAGUAUCAGUGUACAGUACUGUAAAGGGUGGUCCCGAUGUCUUGUGAGCCCCAAUUAAUUGACCCCUAACAUGUUCCCUUUGCAUAUUCAUUUCCGUUUAAAAGAAAUCUUACUUUAAAAUAAUAUUAGGUUUUAGAGAAUGAAAUGGGGGUUACAAGACAUCUGGACUACCCUGUACAGUAUUGUAUAUGGGUACGUAUACAGUAUUGUACACUAUAUAAUUUUUUUCUAUAUAUUUACCGUACAAGUUACAUUUAACAGUGACAAAUAUUAAUCAUAUUUUACAUUCAAAAUACUUCCUAUUUUCAAGAACAUAACCCCCCCAAUGGGCAAGGGUUUGCUGUGCAUCAGGGGCAUAGAAUGUGCGUACUUACAGAGGAUGGUAUAAAUGUUAUUACAAGAAAGUGUCAUCAGCACUAAGUAAUAAACAUUGCAUGUAAAUAAUGUCCAGGAUUGUGAUUGUGGUGCACGCACGGGUAAUGGAGGACAAGUUACCCAGGUACCAGGGGCUUGGCGACGAAGGAAAAUAAUGACAUUAUUAUCUAUGUGGUGGUUAUAUUGUUUGGUAGCAAAUCGAAGGAUAAUAAAAAUAUAAACUGAAAUUAUUUAGGGGAAGGGGUGUAGAUUUUGCAACUUUCACUAUAUCAAAUAGAAGGCAGAAAUAUAACAGGUGCAGUGGCUGAUUAUAAAUGACUAUUAGGUAUUUUAAAAAACGCUAGAUAUUAGAUGUUUUUAGUCAUAAACCAUUAUUUCAGUUAAAGGCCAUCAUUUUUCCUGUUUUUUUCUUCCUUUUUUAUAAUCAAUGUAAAACAGACCAUAUUUUAUUCCUGUUAUUUUUGUGUGUGGCCUUAAACGCAAUACUUGCAUGAUGAAUUAUGACAAUUCCAAAUCACAUUAACAUGUCCUUGAAAUCAAGGCUUUUUUAGGGAAAGAGGUGUUGAUUGUGCCACUUUUACGACAUCACAGAAUGCCGCAAGAUGACAUUUGGGUGUGGUGCAUGGUAAAGAUAUAAAUGGCUAUUACGUCUUUUAAAAAUAUUAGAUUUUCGAUUUUUUUAUAUCAAAAACGAUAACCAUGUAUUACAGUUAAAGGCUUUAUAUACCCCUUUUGAUCAUUAAUGUCAUAAUAAGAAGACAUGUUAAUCCUGAUAUUUUUGUAAAUGGCUCUAAACACAAUAUGUGCAUGUUGAAUGUACUGUUAUGACAAUUCCAAAUUCAAUAAAUAUUUCCUUGAAAUUAAGGCGUUUGCUAUGAAGCCUCUGUAAUUCCACAAGUGCUACGCCGCAGUGAACGAGCUGGCCUUAAUACACGUGAACCCUGGCUCAUAAACGCAGUCGAUCUUUGGAACUGUAUACGUUAAAUGAGCGUGGCCUUCACAACUUGGUGGAGAUGGAUCAAUCACAGGGUAAAGCUGUAACAUCCACAAAUAGAACAGUCAAUAAAUUUAACUCCCUCGUUAAAUGCACAGCAACGGUGUAACUACACCAAACAAUGGUAGAUGCCUAAGCAGACCCUAGCCACACUUAACUCCUGUGGCACGUAUA